AAGCCAGUGCAGAUGGCCACAAACAUUGAAGUAGAUCAAGAGCUCACAAUCCCUCAACAACAUUAAACAAUUUCAUCAAAAUUAAAAUGAAAUUUUGUGCUGCUUUAGUUUGUGUGAUCGGAUUCGUGAUGAUGGUUACAGCUGAAAAGGACAGCAAUGCGAAACCUGUGGAUACUGCCACUGAAGACGUCACAAGGGAUAAACGUGGAUUCGCAAGUGGCGGUGGUGGCUACGGAGGUGGCGGCGGUGGAGGAUACGGUAGUGGGGCUGGUGGUGGAGCUGGUGGGUACGGCGUAGGUUAUGGUGGUGCUGCAGCCAUUGCCCAGCAGGCUGCUAAUAUAGCUAAGGCAGCGCAAAACGCCCAGGCUGGAGCAGCAGCUCAAGCUGCCCAACAAGCGCAAGCAACUCUGGCAGCACAAGCGACUCAAGCUGCCCAGCAAGCCCAAGCAGUUACAGCAGCCAAACAGGCGCAAGCCGCCCAAAUCUCACAGGCUGCUCAGGCUGCCCAGGCUGCAGCUUUCGCCGAAUCAGCACAGGCCGCCCAAGCUGCUCAGGCUGUCCAGGCAGCAGAGGCCACUAAAGUUCAGGCUUUGCAACAGGCCCAAGCUUUGGCUGCUGCGGCUAAAGCUGCUCAGGCCCACGCUGCGCAGGCAGUUGCUUCUCUUCAGGCCGCACAGGCUCAGCAAGCCACUCAAGCUCAAAUGGCUUAUCAAGCUCAAGCGAACGCCCAAGCAUUAGCUUACAAACAACAGGCUUCACUUGCUGACCUUGCCGCUGCCCAACAAGCAGCGAAUAAAGCUUAUUCAGCUGCACAAGCCGCCCAGGCUACAGCUGUUGGUGGAGGUGGUUCCUACGGUGGAUUCGGCGGUGGUUAUGGUGGAAGCUCUGGACACGGAGGAUGUCCCGCUUGUUAAGCUUCCUUGGUGGUUUUAAGGAAGAAAAACUAAUUCCGGAUAUCCUAAUUGAUCUGUGUUACUAUUGUUCUCAUAAUAUUAUAUUAUAAUACUAUCUCCUUACUUAGAUUGGCCUCUCAUGGACCAACUGCAAUCAAUGACGUUACUUGCGAGACAAAUUAAGAAAGCAUUCGAUUAAAUACAAGUGACUUUGAAAUUGCA
This is a messenger RNA of Daphnia carinata, 1115 nucleotides long. RefSeq names its product glycine, alanine and asparagine-rich protein-like. The record is from RefSeq and is a predicted model, not a curated record. NCBI's taxonomy places the organism in Eukaryota, Metazoa, Arthropoda, Branchiopoda, Diplostraca, Daphniidae. Bases 87 to 914 code for a protein of 275 amino acids. The transcript is spliced from 3 exons.